GAAAGUAUAUAAACAGUGGUGCUUAAUUUUUGAAGAUAAAUUUUGUAAUAUAGUUUAACCUUUUGUGAAAUAAUAAAUUUAUUGAUCUAGUUCUAAUUUUUCAGGCCCAAAAUGGCUCCGAGAUUAACAUACCGUAGGCGACACACGUACAGGACGAAGAGCAACAAAGUUAGAAUUGUACGCACUCCGGGAGGUCGCCUCACAUACCAGCAUGUGAAGAAGCGUGCCAAGGCCCCUCACUGUGCUCAGUGCAAGCGAGUUCUGCCUGGCAUCAAGCCUGCCCGCCCCUGUGAGCUGCACCGCAUGAGCAAGCGACUCAAGACUGUCAACAGAGCCUAUGGUGGACAGUACUGUCAUGCUUGCGUCAAAGACCGCAUUCUGCGAGCUUUCCUGAUUGAAGAACAGCGCAUCGUUGCUCGUGUCAUGAAGAUCCAAAAAAUGGCGUCCAAGGGGGCAAAGCCUGAGGAGGAAUAAAUAUUUAUUCCACU
This is a messenger RNA of Hyalella azteca, 488 nucleotides long. Its product is annotated as 60S ribosomal protein L34. Lineage: Eukaryota; Metazoa; Arthropoda; Malacostraca; Amphipoda; Hyalellidae. Gene Ontology annotation, cellular component: ribosome; cytosolic large ribosomal subunit. The coding region runs from base 112 to 474 and encodes 120 amino acids. Gene Ontology annotation, biological process: translation; ribosome biogenesis. Gene Ontology annotation, molecular function: structural constituent of ribosome. The record is from RefSeq and is a predicted model, not a curated record. The transcript has 3 exons.